Salpingoeca rosetta is the source of this 1218-nucleotide messenger RNA. RefSeq lists its product as uncharacterized. The record is from RefSeq and is a predicted model, not a curated record. The transcript has a single exon. Gene Ontology annotation, biological process: regulation of DNA-templated transcription. Bases 20 to 832 code for a protein of 270 amino acids. Gene Ontology annotation, molecular function: DNA-binding transcription factor activity, RNA polymerase II-specific; RNA polymerase II cis-regulatory region sequence-specific DNA binding. Lineage: Eukaryota; Choanoflagellata; Craspedida; Salpingoecidae.
CAAAUUUCAGUGGCUGUGGAUGAUGGGCAGUGCUGGCAGUGAGGGCGGUGGUGAGGGCGGUGGUGAUGGUGGCGGGAGUGAGGGACGUGCUGUUGCAAGCACCACGCCCGCUGCGCCGAGCGAGCCAGGGAUGGAAGGAGCGAGGACGCAGAGCAUAGUGAGAAGAGGAAGUGGUGUUAGAAGAGAAGGAGUACAGCAACAACAAGAAGGGGAACAGCAAGACGAGGAAGAUCAGCAACAACAAGAAGGGGAACAGCAAGACGAGGAAGAUCAGCAACAACAGCAACAACAACAACAACGACAGCAAGGAAGACGGGCACAUGUAAAGCGGGUCAAGUGUCCAGUGUGUGGCAAAGUGUGCAAGAAGCUGUCUGCAUUGAAAGACCAUAUGACCACGCACUCUGGUGAGAAGCCACAUGUGUGUCGCAUCUGCAAGGCGCGCUUUUCAACCUCUUCCAACUGUCGUCGGCACGAGCGCAGCCACCUCGCGUCGCGGAUGCAGUGCGACAUCUGCUACUGCAUGUUCACGGACAUUGCCAAGUUUCGCGGCCACAUGCGCAGGCACGAAGUGACGCGCGGCUACAAUUGUGAGGAGUGUGGUGAGGUGUUUCGGGAGGUGCUGCGCCUGCGAAAGCAUGCCCGCAUCAAGCACAGCGACAGCGAGCAUGUGUGCUCGGGAUGCGGUCGCUGGUACAGGUUUGUGGGCUCCGUGGCUCUGCACCAGCAAUCAUGCGACGCGUUUUUGGCGAAAGCGCCUGCAGCCCACACCCACAGGCAGCACAACCAUCCCCGUGGCCCUUGCGGUCCGCGCCAUUUUGGACAGUUUAACUGACUCCUCCACCGUGCCAUGCAUGCAUGCUGUCGUCGUCGCUGUUGCUUGUGUACCUGUCUUGCAUUGUUGGACUCGGCACGUUUUGCGUCCACCAUUCGUUGCAUAUGUAGUCUUUAUUUUCCCUGUAUUGAUGCAUCAUUUGACUGUCCUUUUCGAUGCAGUGCAUCUUGCGUGCAUGCAGACAGGUGCGCCUGUGUUUCAUGCGGGCGUGCUUGUGAUGGAUGCAGGAAUUUGACUGUCCCCAGCAUGUGUGACAGACGUGCUGCUUGGUUUGACGCGUGGUUUUAACUGUUGUAAUGAUGGAAGACGUAACUGACGAAUGAUUGUGUAAUGUAAACUGAAGCACUCAUAGUCUGCCGAACAAGACGUAAUGUAACCCCAACGAG